This is a messenger RNA of Acomys russatus (golden spiny mouse), 282 nucleotides long. RefSeq names its product peptide YY (gene Pyy). Gene Ontology annotation, cellular component: extracellular region. Gene Ontology annotation, molecular function: neuropeptide hormone activity; neuropeptide Y receptor binding. NCBI's taxonomy places the organism in Eukaryota, Metazoa, Chordata, Mammalia, Rodentia, Muridae. Gene Ontology annotation, biological process: neuropeptide signaling pathway; feeding behavior. The transcript is spliced from 2 exons. Bases 1 to 282 code for a protein of 93 amino acids. The record is from RefSeq and is a predicted model, not a curated record.
AUGGUGGUGGUGCGCAGGCCUUGGCCCGUCAUGGCUGCAAUGCUGCUGGUCCUGCUCGCCUGCCUGGGAGCGCUGCUGGAUGCCUACCCUGCCAAACCUGAGGCUCCCGGGGAAGACGCCUCCCCCGAGGAGCUAAGCCGCUAUUACGCCUCUCUGCGCCACUAUCUCAACCUGGUCACCCGGCAGCGGUAUGGGAAAAGAGACGCCCAGGAAGCUCUGUUCUCCAAACUGCUCUUCACUGACGACAGCGACAGCGAGAAUCUCCCUGUCAGGUCUCGGUAG